GAGACAUUAAAUGAUCCAGCGGGUGGUGAAGUGUUUAUUUCAGAAUUAGUUGAAGAAGAAGAAGAAGAUGAAGAGACAUAUCAUUAUUCAACUUCAGACAAUGACGAAUAUUACUUAGAUUAGUCAACUCUAAGCUGUGUAAUAUGGCCAGGGGUAGAGGUAAAGAAGAUGCACGUAAUGCUGAUCGUGGUGUUUUGACGGGUACAGGUAGAGGCCGAGGCCGAGGUGAUCCAGAAAUUGUUCGUGGUCGCGGCACUAUAGCCACUGCACCUUCUUCAGUUGACUUUAGAGCCCCUGCACUAACUCCAACAGCCCCUGUAUCAUACUCAGCCCCUACAGCUCCUCCACUUGCUCCAGUUACCCCCACUGCACUAAAUUCUUCAGGUUCUAUUCCUGGAUCGAGUGGUAGUCGAUCUGCAUCGGGCAUGGGAGAUCACUCGUAUACGUCCUCAUCAUAUGCUACUAGGACCUACUGUUAUGUGAAUGCAAGCGGAAAUCUUAUGCCUUCUGAGAAGACAUCUGGUGCCUGCACAAAGAUUUUUCAAAAGUACAAUGUCGAGGAGGGUUCUUCCUGGAAGAAUAUCCAACAAUCCACAAAAGAUUUUUAUUUCAGAGAGUUUGAGAAAGAAUUUCACUGGGAUGAGGGAAGUGCUGCAAUAGUGAGGAAGGCAUGGAAUAAAAAAGCAGCUACCCGAUACAAAGACUUUCUGACAAAUGAAAAGAAGAAAAAAAAGAGGAGUGCUUAUAUAUCAACUGAAGUUUGGGAUAAAUGGAAUUUAGAUUGGAGUACUCCAGAGUAUGUAGCAAAGUCAAUGAAGUACUCAAAGAACCGCCUAACAGAGAAGGGAGGUGAAGGAGCUGGUCCUUCUACACAUACAGGUGGGUCCAUAACACAUGAGGAGCAUGCUAGACGCAUACAAAAUGCUAACACAGACAAAGUUCCUCCAACAGCAGCUGAGUUGUUUCUCCACACCCAUACAAAAAAGAGUGAUCGCAACAAAUUUGUUGAUAAACGAGCUGAAAUUAUUUAUGAAAAUUAUUUGAAGCUAAAAGAACAACAUUCAAGCUAGAAUGUGGGAUCAGAUCAUGUGGAAGGAGAUGGAGGAACUAUUAAUGAGGAUCAAUUGUUCAUUACUGCAACAGGAGGAUGGCAAGGAAGUCGAGUUUAUGGUUUAGGUAGUGCUGCCUUUUCUGCCUUCUCUCAAACAGGAACUGUGGGAAAAACAACAGAUGUUCCAUCAUCCCAAUCACCAGAAUGGAAGAAGGAAAUUGAAGCAAAGUUUGAAGAGAAGUAUAAUAGUUUGCAGAAACUUGUAGAAGACCAAAAUCAGAUAAUAGCUCAAAUGCGUGAUGAACUACAGGCAACGAGGAUGGGACAGCAGUCUUCCUCAUUGAUGCCAUCAACAUCUGAUAUGCCUCCAGCUCAAAGAUCCCCUGGUGAUUCACAUAUAGAUUAGCAUGAUAUCAUUUCUCACUGACUUUAAUAAUAUAUUUUAUGAUAUGAAUUGGAUACUAUUUGGAUUAAUUAUGUAUUUUGAGAUAUUUUAAGUUUCAUAGUCUUGAACUAUAGUAAUGUUUUGGAUUUUUAGAUUGCAGAAUUAUGAAAUGAAGUUGAUGUUUAUAUAUUA
Molecule: messenger RNA, 1628 nt
Organism: Manihot esculenta (cassava)
Lineage: Eukaryota; Viridiplantae; Streptophyta; Magnoliopsida; Malpighiales; Euphorbiaceae
Exons: 5
Coding region: 144-1070 (308 amino acids)
Source: RefSeq, a predicted model, not a curated record